AGUUGCAACAAAUAAAAAUGAGGACAUCUUGACUGACGCAUUGGGUUCCAAGGAGCACGGUGGACGUGUAAGAGGCGUGGGUGCUUUCGUCUCUCAAUCACAAUAUUUCAACACAGUAAAAGGGAAGGAGAAAAUGUGUCAUAAAGAAGAGGAUGACUCGAGAUGCAAAAGUGACAAGAAGAGAAGUAAUCACUCGAGGUCAUCCAUUGGAAGUAUUAAUAUAGAUCUUGAUGCCGAUGAGGACACACCUACCAACAAAGGAGUGGAGGGAACACCAUGCCAAUUGUCUAUAGGAUCCAUUAAUAAUAUUGUUGCAGUAGCCACGAUAGUUGAGGAUAACAUUGGAUGUCCCAAUGUUAAAGUUCUAGUAGACGUGGUUACGGGAGAAAAUUUGACUAUACCCAAUCCAGUGAAGGGAAAGAUAGAGACUUUAAAUCAAGCAUUGGGUAACAUUAUAGAAUGGCCUCGUCGGCUUGUUUCUACGAUCAAUGACAAACAAGUGUGUAUCUUUUUUUACUAUUUAAGUUUUGAUUUUAUUUGUAUAUGUAUUUUGAAUUUAGAACCUUGGUUGUGAUAGGAGCAUUCAACUAGGAAGGAUGUCGUAUACCCUUCAAAUUAUACUGACG
Molecule: messenger RNA, 626 nt
Organism: Cucumis melo (muskmelon)
Lineage: Eukaryota; Viridiplantae; Streptophyta; Magnoliopsida; Cucurbitales; Cucurbitaceae
Exons: 2
Coding region: 134-574 (146 amino acids)
Source: RefSeq, a predicted model, not a curated record